Molecule: messenger RNA, 3613 nt
Organism: Boleophthalmus pectinirostris (great blue-spotted mudskipper)
Lineage: Eukaryota; Metazoa; Chordata; Actinopteri; Gobiiformes; Gobiidae
Gene: tbc1d19
Product: TBC1 domain family, member 19
Exons: 21
Coding region: 83-1660 (525 amino acids)
Source: RefSeq, a predicted model, not a curated record
UGCUGUUGCUGCUUCGCUGGAUGUUGCACCAUCAUUAAACGUCCUGUAAAACAAAAAUAAAGGAGCACUGAUACCACAAAUAAUGAACGAGGGUACCGAGUUAUCGCUGGCAAUUGCCCAAAUCGUGCAACGCCUGAAAGGAAGCCAUUUACACUCGCAAAUAGAGCGACAAGCCAAAGAAUGUUUACACCAACCUGAGAUAAAACUGGGAUCCCUUAAAGAAGAUGUACGGAAUUUCCUCAAAACAUCAGGCUGGGAAAGAAGGCUUCAGAAUGCAGUGUACAGGGAGCUACAUGUGCAGCAGCCCCCUUGUCACCCUGCGGUUCCCCCAGAGCACCUCAAAGAGCCACUGGCCUACAUGCGCAAGGCCCAGGCCAGCUGGGAGAAGCGUGUCCUCAAAAGCCUCAACAGCAUGAGCACGGAGCUGGGAGUACCACUGGCCCGCAUGAGGCCUGCAGUGGAGCAGAAGGAGCUGACCAACAAAUGGAACGAGAUGGGCACAGAUGAACCAGAUUUGAGUCGCUUCAGACCUGUCUAUGCCCCCAAAGACUUUCUGGAGGUAGUGGUUAGCCUGAGAAAUCCCAACCAUGACAGCAGUGAGGAGGUGAAUGUUCGCAGCCACUGGGGUCUGAUUCAGGUUCCCCUCAAUGUUCGGGACAUCCCAAAGUUGAGACAGGCCUUUUCAGAACUGAACCUAAACACUGGGCAGUUGGGGAUUGAUGACCACGCACACCUUCAUCCAGACCUGUUUGAGAAUGAAUAUGUUCAAAUUGGGAAGAAAGUGGUGGAGGAGCAGGACAGUGCAGCAGCGCAGCAGUACAGCAGACAGGGCUGUCCCACUGGGCUCCGGGCAGAUCUGUGGGCACUCAUCCUUAACUCCACCAACCAGCCACAGGAUGUCAUGUACUAUGAGCAGCUGAAGGCCGGUGUCAUUCAUCAUGACCUGUUGGUGGACAAUCUCAUCUACAAGGAUGUUAAACUCACAGCCAGCAAUGAUGACUAUUACUUCGUCUUUGAAGACUUCCUCUAUCAGGUUUUGCUGUGUUUUUCUCGUGACACAGCUGUCUUGGAACACUUCAAGUAUAACAGCGCUACUCCGCCCAAAUCCUAUAUUGAAGGGAAAAUGGGAGUGGAAGAGUGUGCUGUGGUGUAUCCUCCUAAUGGUGUGAUCCCCUUCCAUGGUUUCUCAAUGUAUGUGGCUCCUUUGUGUUACUUGUACAAUGAGCCAUCCAAACUCUACAGUGUGUUCAGGGAGAUGUACAUCCGCUACUUCUUCAGACUUCACUCCAUCUCCUCUUCACCCUCGGGUAUAGUGUCUCUGUGCCUGCAGUUUGAGAGACUGCUCCAGACCCACCUGCCACAGCUCUUUUACCAUCUCCGACAGAUUGAAGCACAGCCUUUACGGAUAGCUUUUAAAUGGAUGGUGCGUGCCUUUUCCGGAUACCUCUCCACAGACCAGCUCCUGCUCCUCUGGGACCGAAUUCUUGGAUACGAUUCCCUGGAAAUAGUCUCUGUAUUAGCAGCUGCCGUUUUCGCCUUCAGAGCUGAGAACUUGAUGGAAGUGACGUCACUGGCAUCAGCAGAGGCCGUCCUCGCUGAUCUUUCAACACUGAAGGUCAUGCCACUCAUCCAGAUCUUUCUAUUUGCCACUGCAAUCUGAGGACGUCGUUUUAUGAGUUGUGGUACGUACUCUGCAUACCACCUGAACGGACCAAGGAACAGUCCAAAAUGCCAAUUGCCACACCUUUAAACACACUUGUAUACCUCUUAUAUGUCGGUAAUUCAUUAAAUAUCAUGGAAUUAUGAAGAUUUAUGAAGAACAUCCCCAUGUUAACAUGCCUUGAAGUAAAUCCUAUUCUCAUUUAAAGGUGCAUUGUGUAACUUUUUUGGUGCAGGAUCUGUCAAAUGCUUUUCUCUGUGGAGAUGUUAUUGCUUUCUCAUAAUGUUUCACACUAUGGCUUUAAACAUUUCUAUCUUCAUGGAAAUCAAACCAGACCGACUUACAGUUCAGAUCUGUGGGAAGGCACCAAGCUCACAGUAUGACUGCUUGUUUUUCUUGGUAUUUUUGAGCUAUUAAACCACCUAUGAUUGAAUAAAUAUAAGGGAGAGCUGUUUAAUGUCACACUAUGGAACAUUCUAGGCAGAGCAAGGACAUAUCCAUAGAAACAACGGAUCCCCAAAGAGAAAGUUACAUAGUGCACCUUUAAAGUGCUUAUAACAGGCUAUUAUGAACCUGGACUUAAUUUGGUGGUAUUAUAACUGUUAUAAAUAUAAAUUACAGUUUUACACAAAUCAAGAAGUAAGUUGUAAAGAAAAGUUGAAAAAUCUGCUGAAAAUUACAGGAAGUUGAGAGUUUUAGAGAGUUCUAUAUUAAUGAUUGAUUAACUUUUUGGUUGGGGGUCAUUGCUCUACCUGGAAUGUAUAGUAUACAGUAUAGCAUUAAACAACUGUACUUUACAUUUAUUCCAUUUUUGAUUUUAUAGCUCAAAAAUACCUUGAAAAACAGAUAUUCUGACUGUGAGUGGGGUUGCCUCUCCACAUAUCUGACCUCUAAGUAGGUCUCCACCAGAAAAGUUUCACAGUGCACCUUAACUGUGGUUUAGUCAAAUGAGUAGUCCAACUUGUGGCACUUUAAUACACCCAUAUAUAAAUAUAUAUAUAUAUACAUAUAUAUAGAAUAGCCAGUCUUGUGUCAUUAGAUAUUAUACUGCUUGUAAGUAUAGCCACUGGAGUUGAGCGAACUGUUACUAGCCAUAUGCUGUGCAGGAAAGCCGAUAGGCACAGAGGGGCUCGCAUCAGCUGAGAGCCUCAUUAGCACGUAGCAGGGAGCAGUCAUUGUAAUGGCAGCAUGCUAGAGAGCUACAGUUGUGUUUAAUUAAAGCUGAGUAUUGAUUCAAAUGUAUUCCCUGCUUCAUAAUAGAUGAUGCUUUUGCUCCUAAAAAUGUAAGCUUCCAUGCAUGGUAAGGCAAUGGGUUCAAAAUGUACCUUAUGCAUCUAUAAAUAAGUGGGAUUGUCAAGUAAACCUCUUUUGGUCGUUAAAGGGCCCCUAUUCCACUAUUUUCUCAUCUAUGUUAUAAUGUUGUUUCCUCAUUACAUACCUGCACAUACCUGGCGUUGUUAUGUUUUUGAUGAGCUAAGAACAUCUAACAUGCCUUAAAGUUCACAAGAGUCAAUUUGUGUAAUAUGACAUGACAUAGUUUACUAGUUGUUGAGGAUUACAUUUAGUCAAGAUACAUUUGUUUAGCCAUAAGUGCAAUGAAAGCGAGUAAUUUAUGAUACUACCAUAAUGUGCAUUAGUAUAUUAGUUUUCAAAACAUUUGAUUGGUCCAAAUCUGUGUACUAUUAGUAUAUAUACAUUAUAUAUUGAAUUAAGUAUUUUAUUUAUUGUAUUCACAUAUGCAAAUCUGCCUGUAUAAUAUUCUUGGGAAUGGAUAAAACAAUGUAUUUAAAUGUAUAUUUUUUUUUAAAUUUAAAUAAUGUUACAUUUUGGUAUAUACUUUAGGCACUCAUUUCCUGAACCCAGUGUUUACAUUAUCAGCCAAUAUUGUUCUUCUUCACCCAUUUAACUGUUCUGCCAAAAACAUACAUUUAAAUAAAACUUCUCAGUUGUGAA